CGCACCGAAGCGAAUUGUCUGACAAAUAAGCAGAGCACACUUUUCCAGCUUCCAAAUCGAACACUAUACAUAUAUUCAACCGAAACCGGCAAUUUCCAUUUCCUCCAUACGCAGUGCAGAAAUGGCGAAACCUGACAAGUCGAAGCCCAGUAUUCCCCAAUACGUCCGUUCCUCCGCCAAAGUCCACCCCGACUUCGAUGCCGACCCCAACUCCUACUCCCUCGAAAAAUUCAAGCUCUACGAGACCAGACAGCGAUUUUACUUGAUCGGAAGCGAUCGGAACAAGCGCUUCUUCCGGGUCUUGAAAAUCGACCGCUCGGAGCCCGACGAUUUGAAUAUCAGCGAAGACCCGGUUGUGUACUCGCCGCAGGAGAUCAAGAGCCUGCUGCAGCGAAUCGCCGAGGGAAAUCGCGCCACCGGCGGCCUUACUUUUGUCGCCAAGGUUUUCGGGAUCGCCGGUUGCAUUAAGUUUCUGGAAUCGUAUUACUUGAUUUUGGUCACCAAGCGUCGCCAAAUAGGAAGCAUAUGUGGUCAUGCGAUUUAUAGCAUAGAUGAGAGCCAGUUGGUUACUAUUCCGCACGUCACGAUUCAAACUGAUGUUGCUCAUUCUAAGACCGAGUUGCGGUACAAGAAACUUCUAUCCAGUGUUGAUUUGACCAAAGAUUUUUUCUAUAGUUACACGUAUCCUAUAAUGCAGAGAUUGCAAAAGAAUGUGUUAGCAAUGGGCGAAGAAGGGAUGCCGUAUGAUAAUAUAUUUGUAUGGAAUGCCUAUCUAACACAAGCUAUUCGAUCAAGGUGCAAUAACACAAUCUGGACAAUAGCAUUGGUGCAUGGCCAUUUUAAGCAGAUUAGGCUAUCAAUCUUUGGUAGGGACUUCAGUGUUUCUCUGGUCUCUAGACGCUCUCGGCAUUUCGCAGGAACACGUUACUUGAAAAGGGGAGUGAAUGAUAGGGGAAGGGUUGCAAAUGAUGUUGAGACAGAGCAGAUAAUCCUCGAUGAAGAAGCUGGCUCAUGCAAAGGAAAAAUGAGUUCUGUUGUCCAGAUGCGUGGCUCGAUUCCCCUUUUCUGGUCACAAGAAGCUUCAAGACUUAGUCCUAAGCCUGAUAUUAUAUUACAGAGAUAUGACCCCACAUAUCAAGCUACCAAACUACAUUUUGAAGACCUGGCAAUGAGAUAUGGCAACCCAGUUAUUGUGCUUAAUUUGAUCAAGACUGUCGAAAAAAGGCCUCGAGAAAUGAUGCUGAGGCGUGAGUUUGCAAGUGCAGUUGGGUACUUGAAUCAAAUAUUUUCGGAAGAAAACCAUCUUAAAUUUAUUCACUGGGACUUUCACAAGUUUGCAAAAAGCAAGUCUGCCAAUGUUUUAGCAGUUUUGGGUGCUGUGGCAAGUGAGGCGCUUGAUUUGACUGGUUUUUACUACAGUGGCAAACCUAGCGUUGUUAAACGGAGGCUCAAUCAAUUAAGUCGGACAAGCACGGGAAGAAUUCCAAACGCUGGGGACGUUCCAAGGUUUGAAAGCAGUAAUGAAACUCUAAAUUCUUCUGUUAAUCGGGACAGGGAAUCUGAUAUUAUGCAACAGAAGAAAAAUGAUAAUUUUAGUGGUGAACCACCACAUUUUCAAAGCGGUGUUCUGCGCACGAAUUGUAUUGAUUGUUUGGAUCGUACAAAUGUUGCCCAGUAUGCUUAUGGCCUUGCAGCUCUAGGCCGCCAACUUCAUGCAAUGGGUUUGACAAAUCUGCCCAAAGUGGAUCCUGAUAGCACUAUUGCUGCAGCUCUCAUGGAUAUGUACCAGAGCAUGGGAGAUGCUCUUGCACAGCAGUAUGGUGGCUCUGCAGCUCACAACACCGUAUUUCCUGAGAGGCAGGGAAAGUGGAAAGCUACAACCCAAUCAAGAGAGUUCCUGAACUCUAUUAAGCGAUACUACAGCAAUGCUUACACUGAUGGUGAAAAGCAAGACGCCAUAAAUUUAUUUUUGGGUUACUUCAAACCACAGGAAGGGAAACCUGCUCUCUGGGAGCUGGAUUCUGAUUACUAUCUUCAUGUAUCUGGAAUUGAUGACCCUCUCUUUGAUGUGAGUUCACAAGGAAAUGAUACACGCUUAGGAGGAAUGGGAGACACUCUUGCCCCUAUUCCUGCUUGCAGAGAAGAUUUUUUGAGGAUGAAGUUGACAUCCUUUGAUAAAUUGAUUGAAAGGACAUGUAGUUCAAUAAAGGAUGUUAGACUUUGUAGUGAACCAGAUCAAAGACCAGGCGGUAGUACUGCAAAUUCAAGUGUGGCGCCUGAUGCAGCUGAAAUACAGUUGAAAAGCCCAAAUUGGCUUUUUGGCCAGAGAAAAUACGAAGAAAGUGGCUCUGCACCAAAAGUUACUUCACAUGAAAUCGGUAAUGGAGGAUCCCAUAACGAGACAGGGGUUGAUGGAUUUUGUGACUUGAAUUGGCUUGCAUCUGAAGCCAAUGAUACUGAGGAGGAUAUCUUCCAGAGGUACCUUUCAAUGACAUCAGUAGAUGAAACCAAUGGGUGGUACGGUGGGACACUGCUAGGUGAUCAAGAUGAAAACAGUGAGAUAUAUAAGCACUAUGCUGAGUUAUGUCAGGGCACUGGCAUUGAGCCUUUCAAAAAUGAUGGUGAAAUGGAGAAGCACUAUGCUGAUGCUCUUCAUAUGGGAACAAUUAACAUUGUAGAUGAUGCAGCUGUUGAGGUAGAGAUGGAAGCCGCCCUCAAGGAAUACGACCAAAUUAGUAGUGAUCUCGGGAGCAUCCCUGCAUCGUGUAAAUCGUUAGCAGAAGAUCCGAGCUGGUUGACGAGGUGGAUCAUUGGUGAAGAGAAAGUUGAGAGGAUUUGAAGAGAGAUAUUUGGUAUUGCGUAUACUUUUGAUUUUUGUUUCUUCCAUUGUUUCUUAACUAUGAAUGCAAUCGUAGAGAUAAAUGAAGUGUAAGAGGCAAAUAUUUUGAGUAAAUCGUGCGAUGUACAUGGCUGUAGCAUCGAACAUGUGAAUAUAUGUAAAUACAAUUUGUUCAAAAUCAGUUCCAAGUUUCCAAUUUCAUGAAGUCCGAUAACUCCUCAUAUUCCAUGUUAGGGGUCCAUGUUUAGGGUGGUUGGUACCCGGGAAUCUGAUAUAGAGGAGUUAUCGGACUUCAUGGCAUAUGCAAACCUGGGAGGGAUUAUUUGAGCUGGUUGAAGGCCUGCCAGCGGCAGUUUUAUACACGACAAUACUCCAAUGUUUUCA
Malus domestica (apple) is the source of this 3223-nucleotide messenger RNA. RefSeq names its product phosphatidylinositol-3-phosphatase SAC1. Gene Ontology annotation, molecular function: phosphatidylinositol-3,5-bisphosphate 5-phosphatase activity. Gene Ontology annotation, cellular component: intracellular membrane-bounded organelle. NCBI's taxonomy places the organism in Eukaryota, Viridiplantae, Streptophyta, Magnoliopsida, Rosales, Rosaceae. The record is from RefSeq and is a predicted model, not a curated record. Gene Ontology annotation, biological process: phosphatidylinositol dephosphorylation.